Messenger RNA from Colossoma macropomum (tambaqui), 5430 nucleotides. It is a transcript of the gene scaper, whose product is annotated as S-phase cyclin A-associated protein in the ER. The transcript has 31 exons. Gene Ontology annotation, molecular function: zinc ion binding; nucleic acid binding. The coding region runs from base 520 to 4386 and encodes 1288 amino acids. The record is from RefSeq and is a predicted model, not a curated record. NCBI's taxonomy places the organism in Eukaryota, Metazoa, Chordata, Actinopteri, Characiformes, Serrasalmidae.
CGCCUCGGGCCGAGAGGCGGGCAGAGCGGCGACGGGAGGGAGAGGUCAGGGAGUAAUAGCUCCGGCUCCUCUCACGGAGGAGGAAAAGGGAGGAGUACGCCCAUCAACAUCGCCCUCAAGGCCUCUUUCCAGCGCUCCAACAGCCAUGAUAAGGUAAGGAAGAUCGUAGCGGAGGAGGGACGCGCCGCUCGCAACCUCAUCGCCUGGAGUGUACCUCUGGAGAAUAAGGAGGAGGAAGGAAAAUCAAAGGUUCACAGCAACAACAAUGCAAGAGCUCAGCGAAUCAACUCUGGACAACACAGGAACAAAAAGCCUGCAGGACUGGACUGUAAGGCUGUGGCAGGGUCUUUGCUGGAGAAAGGAGCAGAGAAAAGCCCCACUAAAACCAGGCAGCCGAGGAAGGUAGAUCUGAGGGCGCGCUACUGGGCCUUCCUGUUUGAUAACCUGCGCCGGGCCGUGGAUGAGAUCUACGUGACGUGUGAAUCAGACCAGAGCGUCGUGGAGUGUAAGGAGGUGCUGAUGAUGUUGGACAACUAUGUACGGGACUUUAAAGCUCUCAUCGACUGGAUCCAGCUACAGGAGAAGCUGGAGAAAACUGAUGCCCAAAACAGGCCCACCUCUUUGGCUUGGGAGGUUCGCAAGAUGUCACCAGGACGCCAUGUCAUGCCCAGUCCUUCAACAGACCGAAUCGUUCCAUCUCCCAGUGUUCGCCGCUCCCUUAACUUUGGGGGUCCUCCUCCAACACUUGCAGUAGCGCGUCUCUCCCACUCUGGCCCCAGCUGGGCUGACCGGGUGAAGUUCUCUCAGGCUCUGCCUGUGCCAAGCCAGAAUGUUCCAGGCCCCACAGAGAAACCUGGAAAAAAAGAUGCCGAGGGCUGGGAGACGGUACAACGUGGACGCUCAAUGAGACCUCGUUCUAUCGCCAUGGUAGCCAAGGUCAGCCCUGUCCUGGCCCACGUCAGUCCCAAAGAUGUCAACAAUAAGGAGAACCAGGAGCUCCAAGCCUCUCCCCAGGAGAAGGCUCAGGGGCCAGGGGAGCAGGGGGGAUACGACGAGCUCGCCUCCCCAGAGCAAAAACCAGAGUGUGAGAAGGCUUCCGUCAUUGAGCCUCCAUCAGACAGUGAUCAAGAGCCUGGGCAGUCUGUCAGUUCUACCUCCGACUGUGUGCCACCCCUUGUGUCCGAAUCCCCUCCAGCCCCAUCUUCGCCCCAACCUCAACCUCAACCUCUAGCUCCAGCUCCAGAUCCUCUGUCAUGUUCCCAGUUGGAGGAGGCUGGUGCUGGACUGGCUGGUGGAGAGGAGCAGGAACAGGCGGGUGUGGGGGCAACGUGGCAGGUCACGGCACCAUCUGCUGCCGAAGGAGCAGCAGCAGCAACAGCGGCAGCCUAUAUUCCCCUGGCAGCGGUGAAACUGGAGAGCAUGCUGGACCCCACAGAGUUUUCCACCCCCCAGUCCAUGGCUGAGGUCCUGGCUAAGAAGGAGGAGCUGGCUGACCGGCUGGAAAAAGCUAAUGAGGAGGCCAUCGCCAGCGCCAUUGCUGAGGAAGAGCAGCUGACCCGAGAGAUCCAGGCAGAGAACAACGAACUGGAGACGGACAACGAGAGCGACUUCUCUGCGAGCAUCGGGAGUGGAGGUUGUGGACUCAAUCUAGACUGGAGUGACAUGCUGGCUGACUAUGAUGCGCGAGAGCCCUGGCGUCAGAGCACUUCGUGGGGAGACAUAGUGGAGGAGGAGCCAGCUCGGCCCCCUGGCCACGGCAUCCAUAUGCAUGAGAAACUCUCCUCACCAUCCCGCAAAAGAACCAUAGCUGAGUCAAAGAAGAAACACGAAGAGAAGCAGCUGAAAGCUCAGCAGCUGCGAGACAAGCUGAGAGAGGAGAAGACCCACAAACUGCAGAAACUUUUAGAGCGAGAGAAGGAGGUGAGGAAGUGGAAAGAGGAGCUACUAGAUCAGAGGAGGAGGAUGAUGGAGGAGAAGCUGCUCCAUGCUGAGUUCAAGCGGGAGCUGCAGCUUCAGGCCAUCGUGAAAAAGGCUCAAGAAGAGGAGGCAAAGGUGAACGAGAUUGCAUUCAUAAACACACUGGAGGCUCAGAAUAAGAGGCAUGAUGUGCUGGCCAAGCUGAACGAGUAUGAACAACGUCUCAAUGAACUGCAAGAGGAGCGGCAGAGGAGGCAGGAAGAGAAACAGGCCAGAGAUGAAGCUGUACAGGAGCGUAAGCGGGCUCUAGAGGCAGAGCGACAGGCGCGCGUGGAGGAGCUGCUGAUGAAGAGGAGAGAGCAGGAAGCACGGAUUGAGCAGCAGCGGCAGGAGAAGGAGAGGGCAAGGGAGGAUGCUGCCCGAGAGAGAGCCAGGGACCGUGAGGAGCGUCUGGCUGCCCUCAGUGCCGCUCAGCAAGAGGCCAUGGAGGAGCUGCAGAAGAAGAUCCAAAUGAAGCAUGACGAAAGCAGCCGCAGGCACAUGGAGCAGAUUGAGCAGAGGAAGGAAAAGGCUGCUGAGCUGAGCAGUGGCAGACAUGCCAACACAGACUACGCACCCAAACUCACUCCAUACGAACGCAAGAAGCAGUGCUCCCUCUGCAGUGUUGUGAUCACCUCCGAGGUGCACCUGUUCAGUCACACCAAGGGCAAGAGACACCAGCAGGCAGUGAGGGACAGCAGCAGCAUCCAGGGCAGAGAGCUGUCUGAUGAAGAGGUGGAGCACCUGUCUUUAAAGAAGUACAUAGUAGACGUAGUGACGGAUACCACUGUGGCUGUGGAGAGUGCCAAGGAUGGGGAGGAGAGGCAGAAAGCACGGAAAAAGGCCAAGAAACUCCGUGCACGAAUGAACUCAAGGGCUAAGGAGUAUGAGACAUCCAUGGAGGCUAAGAUGCAGAUUCCAGAUUCUCCUUACAAGGCCAAGUUGCAGCGUCUGGUGAAGGACUUGGGAAAGCAGCUGCAGGGGCAGGACAGUGGCCAGUGGGCCAACAACAAAGUAUCUGGCUUAGACAGGACCCUGGGUGAAAUCUCCCGCAUUCUGGAGAAACAGAAUAAUGCAGAUCAGGUAGCUUUUCAGGUCGGAGGGGGUCUGUCUGCCCUGGAACAGAUUCUGCAGGUAGUCACUGCGGCCUCCACUCCAACAGCCAUCCCACGCAUUCCACUCAAGUCUCUGUGUGCCGCUGUAAAUGUGUAUUACCUGGCCUGCUCCCGCUGCUACAGCAACUGCUCUUAUGUUCUCUACAGCAACAAAAUCGCCCCACUCAUGGACCUUCUGCUCCACCAGUUAACGCUGUAUGUUCCAGACGAGGAUAAGUCCAUCUUUGGCCGCAGUGUGAAUAAGCAGGUAUUUGAGGGCUUGACCACCGGUCUGCUCCAGACCACAGCUACAGUACUCUCGCUCCUGCAUCCCUCUGGGCUGGAGGCUGGGAGAGAAUCUCCACAGAUCUGCCCGCCUGAUGCCAAAAGUAAACUGGCCAGCGGAGAAAACUUCAACACCCGUGCUCAAGACCUCAUCAGCUAUGUGGUGAAUAUGGGCUUGAUUGACAAGUUGUACGGCUGCUUCCUGUCUGUGCAAGGCCCGAUCGAUGAGAGUCCUAAGAUGUCUGCCUUUCUGGAGCAGGCUACAGCUCUGCUCCACGCCAUGUGCAAACUGUGCUUUGCUGUGAUCAGCCGAUCCCCUAGUAUCUUUGACAACAAGCGGCAAGACCCCACCGGGCUGACAACGUUGCUACAGAGCACAGACCUGGUUGGUGUUCUACAUAUGCUGUACUGUAUCCUGCUCCACAGUGCCCUGCCCGAGCCCCAGGCUGUUGGCCCGGCAUCACCACAGGAGCCCUACAGUCCAGCUGUGGUCCAGGUGGCCCUGCAGAGCCUGCGCUUCCUUAACAGCUUUGCCCUGCUGGACCUCACUGCCUUCCAGGCUGUUCUAGGAGCAGAGGGGUUAUCUCUGGCCUUCAGACACAUCGUGAGUUCUCUGCUGUGGUUCUGCUCUCAGAACAGCUCAGAGGAACUUUUGCAUGAAGUCAUCAUCUGUGUGGGUUACUUCACGGUCAACCACCCUGACAACCAGGUGAUCGUGCAGUCUGGCCGGCAGCCCAGCGUGCUGCAGAAAUUGUGUCAGCUGCCGUUCCAGUACUUCAGCCACCCACGCCUCAUCAAAGUGCUCUUCCCCUCACUCAUCAGCGCCUGCUACAACAACCAGCAGAACAAGGUCAUCCUGCAGCAGGAGAUGAGCUGUGUGCUUCUGGCCACCUUUAUACAGGACUGUGCCUCCAGCGAGAACCAGACAGACAGCAGGCCAACACAAGAGAGGAGCUGUGCUGCGCUGGAUUACUGUGAGCUCUCCAACCGAUUCCCCAGAGAGCAGUGGGACUCCGCACUUCACUUCUUCCUCAACAAGCAGGAGGAGUGAGCCAGAGGAGCUCACACUGGACUACAUACUCUGCAACAAAACGACCAUUCGUACCAGCACAUUUACUCUAAGCACUACAUCUCUACGUUGAAAAAAAAAUGAAUUUCACUUUUUUCCUGUACUUCUUUAAUUACUGGGUUAGUGGGCUUCUAGCCAAACCUUACAAAUAUGACCCCUGCAUGUAUCAACUGAAUUUUGUUUUGAUUUUAUUAGCUCUGUUUAAUAACGGUGCAUUAACAAAAUAAUGACAUAGUAGAUGUAGCCGAACUUUUUUGAACGUGCAAUGCUGACAUCACACACUGUAAUAACAAACUGUUUGCACAAUGCAGGUACUUAAGGGCAGUUAUAACAAGUCGCAUUUACAGAGUGAUCUGAAUGUAUGAAUAUAUUUCUUGUGUAAAUAUAGUUAUUAGGGUCGUCGAUAUGAAGUGAAAUUUGUCUUCUUCCGAAAGAAGAGAUCCAUUGAAGCGGAUUUCUGGAAUGCACAAUAGUUUACUGUUCCUCUCCAAGCUGGAUAUAGACCUUAGUGUUUUAUAAAUUAUAAGCUAUGUAUUUUGUUUUGUAAAUAAAAGAUGUUUGAAGAAUAUUUCACAAGAACUCUUGCUGUUCAGAGAGUAGUCAGUUACUUUACGGUUCUUGGUGAAAUCACUAUGCAUAAAAAAGGAACAAUGAAAAUCGCUUUCAAGAGUUGACAUGAGUCCUGAUUUCUUUACUGUUUUUCAUACUUGUAAUUUAUAUAGUCUUGAGUAUUUGACCACGUGUGUGUGUGUGCCUCUGUCUCUCUCUCUCUCUCUUUCUCUCUGUGUGUGUGUGUGUGUGUGUGUAUAUAUGUAUAUAUAUAUAUAUAUAUAUAUAUAUAUAUAUAUAUAUGUGUGUAUGUGUGCACACACACAUAUAUAAAUAUUAACCAUAAUUUACUUUUCAUAAACACUGUGUAAGCCAUAUUUAUGUUGCUGUUAUCCUUGUUUUCUUUGUACUGAGAAGUGAAGCACUUAUAAUUUAUGGAAUUGAUUUUUUUUCACAUUUAAUAAAAUAUUUAAGGCA